Messenger RNA from Spodoptera littoralis (African cotton leafworm), 2349 nucleotides. NCBI's taxonomy places the organism in Eukaryota, Metazoa, Arthropoda, Insecta, Lepidoptera, Noctuidae. The record is from the annotation of a GenBank genome assembly.
AUGGCCGGCUCCCGCGAGAGAUUGCUCUAUGAAAGGAGGCCUGAUUACGAAUAUGAAUACGAAUUCAGACGGCGAUAUGAACCGUACGAUAGAGAGACCAAUCGAUACAGGCAGGAGAGGCGACGUGAUCUACACGACCGGCCGCGCCGCAAGAACGGCUAUGUGUAUGAAGAUAUAUACUCCGACUUCGACGAGGCACAAGGUCGGCUCUCCCUGUUCAGACCUAUUAGGCCCGAGUACUUGAACCUCCCCACGACUUACGACAUCAAAUACAAUUCACUGCCACGAAACUAUUACAACUAUGAGGACAGAAACAAUCGGAGGUACAAGAAGGACCAUUACGACUUUAGAAUCGAAAACGAGAGACGGACGCGGGAAUCUUAUGAAUCUUAUAGGAAAGCUAUCGAGACUAGACCAAAAGAGACUAAUUCAAAGAAACCUUUACAACCAACCAUAAAUUUAACGAGUAAUUCUACUAAAACUAACUUGAACGCUCCAACGAAUUCUAGUUUGAAGCAACCGAAAAAUGUUGCGGUGUGUAAGCCUCACCGAAUAUCUGAUAAGAGUGCUCGCUAUUGGACAACGGACCCGCCCGAGCGGGGCCGAGCUCGCCCGAAAAAGCCCGAAGAGGUGAAAAAGAACGUGAAAUUUUCUGAGGUGUCGGGCUGUAACAGAAAGAUGGUGGUUGACGAUCCUAUUUGCGGGAGGAAAUUAGUUCCAGUAAGAGAAUUGGAAGUUUCCUUGGACCAAAUGAUACAGAACGGCUAUUUUGAGAAGCACAACAUUCCGAUAUCGAGGCCGGUGGGCGGGGAGGUGAAGGAAGAGAUAAAGGGUGCGGCUGGCAACAGCCUGCCAAACGGGAAGUGCUUAUCGGGCACGGGCGGGAAGGAACACCAGGCGACGAGAAAAAUUAGACAUCUGCCGCAGGUGUUGGCAGCUCUAGCAGUGUCCCUGGCCCCCUUCUCAGCAGGUCUCGGCAAGGGGUACAGCUCCCCUGCCAUAGCGUCCCUACAGGGACCAGGAGCCAAUGCCACUAGAAGAGACUUCCAGCUGACUGACCAACAGGCGUCGUGGCUUGCUUCACUGUCUUUUCUAGGCGCUCUAUUCGGUGGCAUGGCAGGCGGUGCUGCGAUGCGCCACGGUCGUCGUCGUGUGCUGUCCCUGGCGGCGGCACCCUGCAGUCUCUCCUGGCUGCUCACUACCGUGGCGACCUCUGUCAGGAUGAUGUGCAUCACCGCCUUCUUGGGAGGAUUCUGCUGUUCUAUAUUGACUAUGCUGUCGCAAGUGUACAUCAGUGAGAUAUCAGUCCCGGACAUCCGCGGCUGUCUCAGCGCCGUGCUCAAGAUAGUCGGCCAUCUUGGCGUCCUCUUCAGUUUCACCAUCGGUGCCUAUCUCGACUGGCAGCAGCUCGCACUCUGUAUAUCUGCAGCCCCUCUACUUCUCUUCUGUACCGUUCUGUACAUACCUGAGACACCGAGCUACCUCGUUCUCACAGGGAAAGAUGAAGAAGCAUACAAAAGUCUGCUCUGGUUACGUGGUCCUAACUCUGAUGUUGCUCAAGAGUUAGCCACGAUCCGCACAAACGUCCUCGCCAGUAAGAACUUCAGCCAACGACAGAGUCAAAUGUCAGGGAGUCAACUCAUCAACUCCUUGGACGUAAGGACCAUGAACCGGCUCUUAGGACCAAUUCUAGUGACAUGCGGCCUAAUGAUGUUUCAAAGAUUUUCUGGAGCACACGCGUUUUCGUUUUACGCUGUGCCAAUAUUUAGGAAGACUUUUGGUGGCAUGAACCCUCAUGGAGCUGCUAUCGCUGUGUCCUUCGUUCAGCUCCUCGCGUCUUGUCUGUCCGGCUUGCUUAUUGACACUGUUGGUCGUCUUCCUUUACUGAUAGUCAGUUCUGUAUUGAUGUCUAUGGCGCUCGCAGGGUUCGGAAGUUACGCGUACUAUGAAGAGGUGCACCGCAAUCAAAGAAUUCAGAACGUAAUGUUCCACCAGACUAUAGGGCAAAAUGAUUGGAUUCCAUUGCUUUGUGUUCUAGUGUUUACGAUUGCGUUUUCGUUGGGUAUGAGUCCUAUAUCUUGGCUAUUGAUUGGAGAGUUGUUUCCUCUGGAGUACAGGGCGUUUGGCAGUGCUAUGGCGACGGCAUUCAGCUACCUCUGCGCCUUUGUCGGCGUCAAGACCUUUGUAGACUUCCAGCAAACGUUAGGAUUGCACGGCGCGUUUUGGUUGUACGCUUCUAUAAGUGUAGGAGGUCUCUGUUUCGUGGUCUGCUGUGUCCCAGAAACUAAAGGCAAGGACCUCGAUGAGAUGGACCCAAAUUACGUUCAGAGUUUGUCGCCGAAAAGGUAA